GAGCGGGGCGGUGCCGGGGCAGUUUUUACGGCGUGAGGGGCCGCGGCGGGACGAUGGACGACUUUCAGGCGGGGGAGGAGACAUCUUUUGUUGUUGAUGAAGUCAGUAACAUCAUUAAAGAAGCCAUUGAAAGUGCAAUAGGUGGCAAUGCCUACCAGCACAGCAAGGUGAACCAGUGGACAACAAGUGUGGUGGAACAAUCUCUAAGCCAGCUCACCAAGCUGGGGAAACCUUUCAAGUAUAUUGUGACCUGUGUGAUUAUGCAGAAGAAUGGUGCUGGGCUACAUACAGCAAGCUCUUGCUUCUGGGACAACUCCAGUGAUGGAACCUGCACCGUGAGAUGGGAGAAUAAGACCAUGUACUGUAUUGUCAGUGCCUUUGGACUCGCAAUAUGAUUGCCUUGGAAUCAGUCAUACUUCAGUUCUUUUCUACUCUGGCACUUGAUUCCAUCUCUGCUCAAACUGUGAAUGCACUGAACAACUUCCAGUUUUAAUGUACCUUUUUCUGUAACUUUUUUCAAAUGUGAAAACAUGCUGUUACGUGGUUUGUGUUUGGAGUUUUAGUAUUGUACCAGUGUUGCCACAGUCUUAAAACUUCAAGAACUUCUCUUUAAGGUGCUAAUACUGAAAUCUGCUGCAGCGUAAACAUGUUCUCUAGAUUUCUUUUUUAAAACCAAAUUAAAGACGACACCAACUUUCACACUUUGUACUCUUGGUUAGCAUUAAAUUAUUGAAAUUCA
Messenger RNA from Centrocercus urophasianus (Greater sage-grouse), 739 nucleotides. RefSeq names its product dynein light chain Tctex-type 1 (gene DYNLT1). Gene Ontology annotation, cellular component: cytoplasm; cytoplasmic dynein complex. The transcript has 5 exons. Lineage: Eukaryota; Metazoa; Chordata; Aves; Galliformes; Phasianidae. Gene Ontology annotation, molecular function: dynein intermediate chain binding. Bases 54 to 395 code for a protein of 113 amino acids. The record is from RefSeq and is a predicted model, not a curated record. Gene Ontology annotation, biological process: microtubule-based movement.